GAUGACAGCCAGCCAGGCAGCUGACAGACGUGACAGCAAAACAGAAUUUACAGAAUCCCGUCCCAAAAUCUGUCGAAAUUGGUUAAUGAUACGAAGUAUCUCACGAUAUUGAGAUGUCUGGCCCAACUCGUAAUGUGUGGGCGAUCGUAGCUAGAAAUUUUAUCAACUCUUUUAAACCCCGCCAAAUAAGGGGAAAUCUCAUGGGCAAAGAUUACAUAGGCAAUGAUUAUUUUGAAAUUCCUGCUGAUCCCAGUGUUGGGAAGAGAAAACCAACCAGAUGGUAUAGCCCACCGAAGGGUCAAGACUUUCAGGAUCCUAUCCCUGCUGAGUGGGAGUCAUGGCUAAGGGGUCGCAGACUUGAACCACCAACAGAGGAAGAAAUAUUGAAAAACUUAGCUAUUGCUCAAAUGAAGAAAGAAAAUGCAGCUAAAAUUGAAGUCAAACGCCUUGCGGAGGGUGGUUCUCUGCCAUCGAUACCUGAAAAAGGGCACAACUCAUAUCCCACAUACCCUGAUUUUCAACCCGGUGAUCCUAAUCAUAAAAUAGAUAACAAGUAAUUGUAAUGGGUCUUGAGCAAUGCUACACAAACUUAGCACAGUUGACUUGUAACAAAGGAGAUAUUGUUGUUCUAAAUUAAUACUCUGUUAAAAUAUAGUUAGAGUAAAUUUUCAAUAGGAUUAUAAA
This is a messenger RNA of Helicoverpa armigera (cotton bollworm), 684 nucleotides long. Its product is annotated as NADH dehydrogenase [ubiquinone] 1 alpha subcomplex assembly factor 2. The record is from RefSeq and is a predicted model, not a curated record. Gene Ontology annotation, biological process: mitochondrial respiratory chain complex I assembly. Bases 114 to 557 code for a protein of 147 amino acids. Gene Ontology annotation, cellular component: mitochondrion; membrane. Lineage: Eukaryota; Metazoa; Arthropoda; Insecta; Lepidoptera; Noctuidae. The transcript is spliced from 4 exons.